AUGAGCUCCUCCAGCUUCAGCAGCCGCUCAGUGGGCUCGUACCCCCGCGCCGGAGCACAAAUCCCCCGGCAGGGUAACUCGUAUUUCGGGUUUGGGAGCGUGUCACCGGCUGUGGCCCCCAUCAGGGCUGUGUCUGUUAACACAAGCCUCCUAACUCCUGUGGAUCUUCAGCUGGACCCAGACCUGCAGGCUGUACGGAUCCAGGAGAAAGAAGAGAUCAAAACUCUCAACAAUCGCUUUGCCUCCUUCAUCGACAAGUUUGACUUGAUCUCAUCGCAAGCUGACCAGUGCAACACUGAGCUGAAAGACAAUAAAGGUGCAAUAGCUGAUUUGAAAAGACAGAUAACGCGACUGCAAAAAGAGAUAAUCUCAGCUAAAUCACAGCGUGAGAGUGUGGAGGAGCAAAUCAAAGAGGCGGGGCGUUGGGGUGAGGAGGCGGUGCUUGAUGCAAAAGAACAAAUCAAAUCGCUGGAGGACGCAUUGCAGAAAGCCAAACACAAAAUGACCAGACAUAUUCGAGACUACCAGGAACUGAUGAAUGUCAAACUGGCUCUGGAUAUUGAGAUUGCCACCUACAAGAAACUGCUGGAAGGAGAAGAGGACAGGUGA
This is a messenger RNA of Sinocyclocheilus rhinocerous, 609 nucleotides long. RefSeq names its product keratin, type II cytoskeletal 7-like. The transcript has 3 exons. NCBI's taxonomy places the organism in Eukaryota, Metazoa, Chordata, Actinopteri, Cypriniformes, Cyprinidae. The record is from RefSeq and is a predicted model, not a curated record. Gene Ontology annotation, molecular function: structural constituent of skin epidermis. Gene Ontology annotation, cellular component: keratin filament. The coding region runs from base 1 to 609 and encodes 202 amino acids. Gene Ontology annotation, biological process: intermediate filament organization; keratinization.